AUGAGUUCAACAAUGACAAAAGGCAAAACUAGCAAACAAAUAUCAUGUAAAGUUCGCAUGCUAGAUGAUCAAGAAUUACCAUUUCAUAUUGAUCCGAAAGCAACUGGACAAGAUUUAUUUACUACAGUUUGUAGCUAUAUUGAUUUACUUGAAACUGAUUAUUUUGCACUUGAAUAUCUUGAUAGUCGUCGAAAUACUUGUUGGCUUGAAAUGGAUAAACCUGUACUUAAACAAGUUACUGAAACGAAAUUUUCAUUUUGUGUUAAAUUUUAUACACCCGAUCCUGGUCAAUUGGAAGAAGAAUUUACUAGGUAUCUUUUUGCAUUACAAAUAAAACGUGAUCUUAAUGCUGGUACACUACUAUGUAGUGAUAAUACUGCUGCUUUACUUGCAUCAUAUAUUGUUCAAGCGGAAAUUGGUGAUUAUCUUGAAUCAUAUAAUAAUAAUCCAAGUUAUUUAGGUGGUCGAAAAUUUUUUCCACAUCAAACAUCUGAACAUGAAGUUCGUAUAAUGAAUUUUCAUAAAAAUCAUGUUGGUCAACUUCCGGUUGAUGCCGAUCUUAAUUUACUUGAUAUUGCUCGAAAAGUUGAAUUAUAUGGUAUAAGAAUGCAUCCGGCUAAAGAUCAUGAACAAGUCAAUCUUAAUUUAUCAGUUGCACAUAUGGGAAUACUUGUCUUUCAAAAUAUAACGAAAAUUAAUACAUUUUCAUGGGCUAAAAUUCGUAAAUUAAGUUUUAAACGUAAAAAAUUUUUAAUUAAAUUACAACCAGAAGGCUAUGGUUAUUAUAAAGAUACAGUUGAAUUUUAUUUUGAUACACGUGAUGAAUGUAAAAAUUUUUGGAAAAAAUGUAUUGAAUAUCAUGCUUUUUUUCGUUGUGUUACGAUAAAACGAACACAACGUUCAAGAAGUAAAUUAUUAACACGUGGUUCAUCAUUUCGAUAUCAUGGUCGAACGCAAAAAGAAAUUGUUGAACAUGCACGUGAACAUUAUAUGAAAAAUCGAACAUUUGUUCGAUCUUAUUCAAAUACUCGAACAGUUGCACCAACAACUAAUCGUACACUUCGUUCACCUGGUACCGGCCUUAAAACAUCCGAUACAAUGCGUAGUCAAGACACAAAUCUAUCAUCUGUUGAUUCAGCUCGUCAACAUACGCGUCAAAUUGGAAUUCCAAUAACAACAACAACUGCAACAAAUAAUCAACCGACAACAGCAACGGGAACUACAGACAUAACAAUUUCAACAACUCCCAAUGAUAUUUAUCAACAAGUUUAUCAUGAUGAUUCAUCAACGCAUGGUAGUCGAACAUUAGAUUCAAGGUUUAGUCGUGAUAAAUAUGAUUUAUCAGGUGGUGAAAGUACAGAUGAAGAUGAAGAUCAUGAAGAAGAACAAAAUAUUCAAAAUCAAACUCAAGAACAAACACAAAAACCAAUAAAUGGUUCAUCAACAAUGAUUCCACAUGAUAAAGAAAUAAUUGAAAUUGAACAAACAAGAAAUUCCAAACAUGAUAUUGAAUUUGAUGAAUUAGAUAAAAGUAAGUCGCCGGGUAUAGAAAAUAUUUUAUAUAAAGAUAUUCAUGAUAAUAAAAAAGAGGAAGAAGAAGUUGAAGGUUCUAGUGAAUCGAAUCAUAAAAAAGAAAAUCGAGUAAGCUUAGAAAUUUAUCAUAAUGAUAAUAAAAAAAAUAGUAAAAAUAAAAAAAUAAAAAAUCAAUCAGAUGAAUUUGAAAAUGUUAAACGUUAUUCAUCAUCAUUAAAAAUGUAUUUAAAUACACGACAUGCAACUAGUGGUUCACAUUCAAUAUCUAUUACACCAAACGUAAAUAAUUUAAAAAAUGAUAUUAAAGAUGAUGAACAACAAAAAUUAUUAUUAAAACGUUCAAAACAACAACAACGUUCACAUUCAUUACAUAUCGAACGUACAUUAUCAAUAGAUUUAACACAUUCGCCAUCAAGUUCAUCAUCAUCAUCAUUAUUAGAACCACCAAAUAUUGAACGUUUAAUUGGUUCAAAUAUUAUUAAUGAUUAUAAUAAUCAAUUACCAAUAGAAAAUAUAUCACCAUCAUUAGUUUUAGAAAUACGUUCAAAACCUCAUUCAUUACCACGUAUGACAAAUUAUAUUGAAUAUAUUGAUAAACGUAUAUUACCAUCAAUAAACAAUCUAUCAUGGCAAGAUGAUACAAUCGCCAAUGAUCAAAUUAUUUCAUUGUAUGAAAAAGAAUCUUCCGAAGAUUCAAUAGAAUUAGUUCGACAAGUAAUUGAAUCUAUUCUUACACAAAUUGUUGAAGAAGAAAGACAACUAAUCGCUACGGCCGAUCGUCUUGUUGAACAAGCAUGUUCACGCGCAUUGAGUCUAUAUCUUAUGGAGUGUCGUGCACAAAUAUUUGCUGGAUCUUCUCAUAUACCUCAUCAUAAAUCGUGCAUACUAAAAACAGUAAAAACUGAUAAAAAUCAUGAUAAUGAUAAUGAUGCUAAUAAUCUAGCAUCUCGUUUACGUACAAAAUCAAGUCCAGUAAUUGCAACAACAACUGAUUGGACUGAUAUAAGUCGUAAAUUGGCUGCACAAACAUGUUUUGCUGCUUUUCCAAGUGGAAAUAAUUUACAUGAAUUAAAUCGAUCAGAUUUUUCAACAUUUUCAGAAGCUAAACUAAAAUUUUUCAAUAUUAUUUCUAAUGAUGUAAUUCCUUCACAAUCAUCUAUUUCACUUCCUCCACUUCUUCCUCUUUCUACAUCUGUUCCUAAUGUUAUAUCAUCAUCAUCAUCAACACAUUCAUCUCGUGCUUCAUCUGUUUCAUCCUAUGCAUCAUCAAUGCAUGUACCAUGUCCACCUGUACUUGAUAGUCAUUUAAAACGUUAUCAACGUCCAUUAUCAGCACGUCUUCUUGAUUUAAGUGAUGAUUCAGAUUCAAAUCCAACAGCAUCUAUAAGUACUAGUUUAAAAACUUGUAUUAUGCCGACAACAAUAUCUAAUCCUAAUACUUCCUUUCCUCCACCAAUACGUUCACAACGUCGUCUUCAACAACAACAACAACAACAACAACAAAAACGACGUUCAACUGAAGAUCUUAAUUCAUCAAGUGAUGAUUCACUUUCAAAUCAUUUAAAUAAAGCAGCCGGUUAUCGUUCUGUUUUUGUUCAACGAGAUUCAAUAUCAAAAGGACAACAACAAUAUCGUCGUGAAAUCACCGGAUUUGUUAAUAAUCAUCGACCUGUACCACCUAUAAUAAAUAGUACACCACCAAGAAAAUCAUCAACUACUGAUCAACAAUUAAUUUCAGUAGCACAAAGAUUAAGUCUUACUAAACAACCUUCAAUUAUAAAUAAUGAUAAUGCUGAUAUUAAUAGCUCAAGCAAAAGGUCUUCAAUUGGUGAAAGUAUGUUACCGGCUUCUUCUGUUUUAAAAACAUUCAUUAAUCCGAUUGACGAAACGAAUAUUGAUGAGAAUACGACUCGAACAAUCCCAAUUAUUCAUGAAUAUCGUUCACCAACGACAACUUUGAAUAAAAUUGAAUCAAGAACGACAACUGCAUAUCAACAAUCACCGUCCAGAAUAUAUCCAUCGACAUCUUAUCAAAUGACUCAACCAAUGACCGGCAUACCUCGAUUAAUUGGAACUGUACCACCACCACCACCACCACCAUUGACACAAACGCAUUUUCCAACAUCAGUUUCAUCAACAAUGAUAAUAUCAUCUGCACAUGAUCGAGCAUUUUUUAUUUGUAAAGAAUUAUUAAUGACUGAACGAACAUAUAAAAAAGAUAUUGAAGUUAUUGCUGAUAAUUUUCGUCGUGAAUUAAUGUUAAUUAUUAAUGAACAAAAUGAAAUAUAUAUUGAAGAAGAAGAAGAAGAAGAACAACAACAAAAACAACAACAAUAUUAUUUAGAAAAAGAUUCAUUAAUUAAUUUAGCUGAUAUAUUAUUUACACAUUUAGUACCUAUUUAUAAUUUUCAUAUUCAUUUUCUUCGACAACUUGAACAACGAAUAUCACUUUGGGAAAAUCGUUCUAUACCAGGUAAUGAUUGUUUAACUGGAGAAACAAUUAAUCAACAUAUCGGUGAUCUUAUUGUGAAUUUAGUUGAAAUUUUACCAAGAUAUGAAAAUUAUGUAGAAAAUUAUGAUCAUUUAUUAAGUGAACUUGAACAUGUACUUAAACGUAAUCGACGUUUUGAUUUAAUGUACAAAGAAUUCGAAUCACAAAAAUUUUGUUAUUUAUCAUUUAUAUCAUUUUUACUUAAACCAUUACAACGACUUUUACAUUAUGAAUAUUUACUAGAAAAAUUACUUAUACAUUAUAAACACAAUAAUCAUGAAAUUGAUUAUCAAGAUUGUUAUGGAAUUUAUAUUAAAAUUCAAGAUCAUAUUGAAAAUUUUACUGAAUUAUUAACAUUAUUGCAAAAUCGACAAAAAUUAAUUGAACUUCAACGUGAUUUAAUUGGUGUAGAUAAUCUUUCAAUUCAACAUGACCGACAAUUUAUACGUGAAGGUUGUUUACAAAAAUUAUCACGAAAGGGUUAUCAACAACGAAUGUUUUUUCUGUUCUCUGAUGUUUUACUUUAUUGUGCUCGUAGUUCGAGUCCAAUACUUCAAUUUAAAUUACACGGUGAACUUCCAUUAAAAUUAAUGACAGUUGAAGAUAGUGAUGAACGUGUUAAAAUUCCUAAUUCUAUUACAAUACAUACGGGUACUCGAACAUUACUUGUAGCAGCGAGUUCGGAAUCUGAAAAGAAUAAAUGGUUGAAUGAUUUGAAAUCAGCUAUUGAAAAUAUCAAAACCAGUAGUGAUGAACAUAAAACUCAAUAUACAUCUACAUUAAAAUCGAAUGCAUCAUCUGAAAAUCUUGAUCAUUCAAAUGUAGGAACAAUUGAAGAAGAAAAAUUACAUCAAAUAGAACGUUCAUGUAUUCAACAUCGUGCUAAUACAACAAUGCAUGUAUGUUGGCAUAGAAAUUUAUCUGUAUCAAUGAAUGAUCAUCGACAAUCAAUUAAAAAUCAAUUAAGUGGUUAUUUAUUACGUAAAUUUAAAAAUUCAAAUGGUUGGCAAAAAUUAUGGGUUGUUUUUACAAAUUUUUGUUUAUUCUUUUAUAAAACUUAUCAAGAUGAUUUUCCAUUAGCAUCUUUACCGUUGCUUGGUUAUCGUAGUUCAUUACCAUCGGAAACAGAUGGUGUUAAUAAAGAUUUUGUAUUUAAACUUCAAUUUAAAAAUCAUGUUUACUUUUUUCGUGCUGAAAGUCAAUAUGCUUUUGAUCGAUGGAUGGAAGUUGUUUCAAGUACAACAAUAUCAUCGAUACCUGUUACAAACGACUAG
Messenger RNA from Rotaria sordida, 5298 nucleotides. NCBI's taxonomy places the organism in Eukaryota, Metazoa, Rotifera, Eurotatoria, Philodinida, Philodinidae. The record is from the annotation of a GenBank genome assembly.